Molecule: messenger RNA, 2043 nt
Organism: Rhinichthys klamathensis goyatoka
Lineage: Eukaryota; Metazoa; Chordata; Actinopteri; Cypriniformes; Leuciscidae
Product: transforming growth factor beta-1-induced transcript 1 protein-like
Exons: 12
Coding region: 148-1596 (482 amino acids)
Biological process (GO): muscle structure development; actin cytoskeleton organization
Cellular component (GO): stress fiber; adherens junction; Z disc
Molecular function (GO): actin binding; muscle alpha-actinin binding
Source: RefSeq, a predicted model, not a curated record
GAAUAAGAAAAACGCACAGUUCGAGGACAACUCCCAGCCUGGAAACUUCGGGACGAGCAGGAAAAAGAAUACCAGACAUAUUUCUCAGAUACUUUCAUCGGGAAGUCAUAUCAAUUUGAAACUUUUUUCUUCCUUUUAUUUACACUGAUGGACGAUUUAGGAGUGUCUGAUACAUCUAACUACCCUCUCAGUCCCCGUGUUGUUUUGUUUGAUGCCCUGCUUGCUGAUCUGGAAAAUUCAGCCUUUCCUCUGGGUCACUAUCCUGUCCUACUGACCUCUGACCCUCCAGUGAACUCUGAUCCCCCAUCCAGUGCUCAGGAUCCUGCCCAGAACCGGCCACUCCCUCCAGCAUACACCCCGCAACAAACUGUUUCUGCUGCGAUGAAGUCGAAUGGCUCUCAAAACGCAGACAAACUUUACAGUACCGUAUGUAAGCCACGCUUCCCACGCACAGCAGACCCUCCUCCUGCUUUCUCCUCUGCCUCGGUUCUGGGGGGAGGGCUGAGUGAACUCGAUCACUUACUACAGGAGCUUAAUGCCACACAGUUCAACAUCGCAGAUGAGAUUUUGGCUCAAUUCCCCAGCACCAAAAAAGAUGAUAAGUCUUCAAAGUCUGGUCCGUCCUCAACUUGCUCAGCGAAACCAUCAGCUACAUCUGCUACAUUAGAGCUGGACAAACUAAUGGCGUCUCUGUCAGACUUCAGAGUCCAAAGCACAGUAUGUUUGAUACACAAUUUUAUGCAUUUAAAGCCAGCAGUAACUGUGGCGGCAUCUCCACAGCAAACAGCUUCUCGACCCCCUGCAUCCUCUGGAGGCUCAUUGGACAGCAUGUUGGGUCUCCUCCAAUCAGAUCUGAGUAGACAGGGAGUGCCUACCUCCUCGAAGGGAAACUGUUCCACUUGUCAGAAACCAGUUGUAGGACAGGUGGUAACAGCUCUGGGACGUGUUUGGCAUCCGGAGCAUUUUGUUUGCUCUGAGUGUGAAUGUGAGCUUGGCAAUUGUAAUUUCUUUGAGAAAGACGGUCGACCAUACUGUGAGCCUGACUACUUCACCCUGUACUCACCUCACUGCGCACAAUGCAACAAGCCCAUACUCAAUAAAAUGGUGACUGCGCUGGACAAAAACUGGCAUCCAGAAUGCUUUAGCUGUGUGAAAUGCAGCUGUCCAUUUGGAGAUGAAGGUUUUCAUGACCGUGAAGGGAAGCAGUACUGCCAGCAGUGUUUUCUAGCCCUUUUUGCCUCUCGUUGUCAGGGUUGUUCCCAGCCCAUCAUGGAGAAUUACAUCUCAGCCCUAAGUGCUCUUUGGCAUCCACAAUGCUUUGUUUGUAGGGAAUGCUAUAGCCCAUUUGUGAAUGGGAGUUUCUUUGAGCAUGAGGGCCAACCCUUAUGUGAAGCUCACUACCACCAGUCCCGAGGCAGCUUGUGCCAGGCAUGCCAGCAGCCCAUCCUGGGGCGCUGUGUCACCGCGAUGGGUGCCAAGUUUCACCCACACCAUCUGGUGUGCCACUUCUGCCUUAAACCCCUUAGUAAGGGCUGCUUCAAAGAGCAGGACAGCAAACCAUACUGCCACCCCUGCUUCAUCAAACUCUUUGGCUGAGAAGAACGAAGAGAGAUGAUUAAACAUAUUACUCAUGCAAUGUAUCAUACUGUGAUGGAUUUUCUUUUCCUUACUUCUCUUUUAGGCCUUACAUUCUAAACUCUUGAACAAAAUGUACUCUGAAAAAUGUUUGUGUCUAUGGAAAAUUCUGAGAUGCUGACCAGACAAUAUCAAAAAUAUACUGUCUAGAAUAGUCUCAUGACAUAUUGAGAAAUCAACUGAACUUCUAACCUUUUGCAUUUUUUAUUUUGCUAAGUUUGCUUCUACCUAGUAACAGAAGGGUUUGCAUAUAAAGAACCAGCAAAUUGUAUGUAAAUGAUGUAAUGUAUCAUGUCACUUUUUUACAUGCGCCUAUUCUAUAAAAACGGUUGUAUUCUUUUUUGCUGGUGGGAUUCUCUCUGAUAUUUGUCUAAAAUCCUCCAGCCAUGAUUAAAGCAUAUUCAAAGG